AAUGUCUUCGAGAGGACAUUAAACAUGAAAACACAGAACCAGUUGAGAAAGCUUCAUACGCUCAUGGUGAAAUAGUGAAAGUGAACUGCAUAACAGGUUAUACUGGCUUGUAUAGAUUAAACUGUGAAAAAGGAGAAUGGAAAAAAUCCAUUGAGCGACCAUGUGCAAAGAGAAGAUGUAGUCAUCCAGGCGACACACCAAAUGGUGAUUUUAAACUUAAAGAGGGGACGGAGUUUGUUUUUGGAGUAACAGUGGAGUAUACUUGCAAGAAAGGGUAUGAAAUGGCAAGCAGAAUCAAUUACCGUACCUGCAGAGCUCAAGGAUGGGACAACGCCGUCCCU
This is a messenger RNA of Sinocyclocheilus rhinocerous, 341 nucleotides long. RefSeq names its product complement factor H-like. Lineage: Eukaryota; Metazoa; Chordata; Actinopteri; Cypriniformes; Cyprinidae. The annotation marks the transcript as partial. The transcript has 3 exons. The record is from RefSeq and is a predicted model, not a curated record.